AGAAGCUCUGACUUGGGAAGUAGCAGUAGGAAAGACCGGGAGAGUCAAGGCGUGGCCUGCAAAGCCUAGGGGAUGGUGGGGAUGGUGUAGGAAAUGGCUCCAGUAGGCCAGCAGAGCAGGAAACGGAGCGCUAAUGACUGCGAAGGUCCAGGAAGCGAUCGGCAACCACCGACUGCACCGGGAAGUGUCUGGCCUCAGCUCCAUAAGGCUGGAAUUGGUGAGCAAAGGCUCGGGGCCGGAGGGUGUCAAUUGGUCCCCGGUCACAGCGCGGAGAGGCCUCCCUUCCGUGUCCCCGCGCCGCCCGGCGCCGCCCACCCGCCGGAGUAGCCAGGCAGCCCGGGAAUCGGGGUUAGGGACCCGGGACCCGGAGGCUUCAGAGACUCCUGCUCGGUACCUACGCGCGCCGCGGCGAAGUCCCAGGGUCACGAGCCACCUGAGCCCACCACCCGCUAAAGUUCCCGCGGAGCUGGCGCGCGCUGAUGACGUAGGGCCAAGCGCGCCGCUGGAGUCAGAGCCAAUGGCGGCGGCGGCGGCGGCGGAGGCAGCGGCUCUGGCAUCCUGGCAGGAGGCAUCUCCGCGGAGAAGGCGCUCCGCAUCUCGGCGUCCGCGGCAGAGAGUAGCGGCGGCUGCAGCCCGAACCCUAAGAGCGGAUCCAGAGGUGGACAGCGGAGUCGUGCUUCGUCGCAUCCGGGAGGCCGGGGAGGACCUGCUUAUCUCUGAUUUCUGGAGUUUAGCGCUAGAAACCAUCAAAAGGUGUCUUAGGAAGCAUCUGGAACAACUGAAGGCCCCUGUGGGGACUCUUUCGGAAGCCUUUGCAAGCCUGCAUCUUGACCCAUCACCAGAUGAGUCAGAUGUGGCCCGUGGCUCCAUCUCAGAGGAGACCCUGGUCCCAGGAGCCUGCCAUUUGAAGUGUGUGUGUUAUGGCAUUGGGAACUUUGCCACCUGCGUCAUUGCCAGAAACCAACUAGCAUUUUUGCUUCUGUUCUUGGAAAAGUGCCAGAUCCCCAGAAGUCACUGCUGGAUAUAUGACCCUUUGUUUAGCCAAAUCGAAAUCACAGUUCUUAACACCCUUGGUGUGGUUGUUCUCAGUGAGAAUGAGGAAGGAAAGCGGAGUGUUUGCGGCGAACCCACUGUCUUCUACAUGCUCCACUGCGGGACGGCGCUGUACAACAACCUCCUGUGGAGUAACUGGUCAGUAGAGGCCCUUUCCAAGUUGGUCAUCAUCGGAAAUAGUUUCAGAGGACUUGAGGAGAGGUUGUUGACAAGGAUUUUGCAGAAAAAUUAUCUGUAUGUUGCAAAGAUUUUGGAAGGACUAGAGGAGCUGGCGUUUCCUCAGACUUCACAGUAUGUGGAUGUAUUCAAUGACACCUCCAUCCACUGGUUUCCUGUACAAAAGCUAACGCAACUCUCCACGGACACUUGGGUGUUUCGGGAAGAACCAGAUUACGAGGACUGUGAGGAUCUUGAAAUCAUCAGGAAUAAGACAGAAGAGCCUUCAGCCACUGACUUGAACACCCUGUAACGUGUCUGUUGUUGGCUGAGGCAGAAGCAGCCAUCCUGGAGGUUACAGGAACUGUGGCAGCUAAGAUUUAAAAUAGCAUUUUAUUCACAAGUAUGUCCGUGUUGGGUGGGUGGCCUACUUGGCCAUGUCAAUCAGGCUCUGCAGGGAGGUGGGCACCCAGGUCUUCUCCCCCUGGACAAACACCACUCCCCGGUCGAUGUAGAUGACGAUGCGGCCGAAGGUGUAGAGCUGCUUGCCUUCGUGUCGCUUCCCGAUGACAGGCAUGAAGACGAUGUUGUGCUCCUCAGCCUUGGUCUCAAUCAGGUCUUUAAAGUUCAUGGGCACGGAGCUGGCGGCCACACCAAUGCCCCGCUGGGCCAUGUUCUCGGCCUCCCGUCGCUCCUGCAUGGCCUCGUACUGGAAGUCCUUCCUCCGCUCCGUGUGGGUGAGGUAAAGAUGGGCUGAGAGUGGCUAAGCAACUACUACGUGUCAGACUGUCUGCCCAACCUCACGCCCUGAGUUGUGACACUGCAGUGGCGUACCCAACGCUGGCUGGGCAGGUGUACAAAAGCCAUUAGCACAGACAGUGGUGACGAAGGUGGGCCCUGGAGAUAGACCAUACAUGCAUCUUAACAGCAGUGAGAGAAUGAAGAGAAAUCCUAAACAAGACCCCAUGCUUCCUGACGACAGCUCUUUCGCACAACUGGCCCUACCUCCUUCUGCAGCUUGGGGAAGACGAGCUGGUCCAGUAUGUUAUCCAAGAUCCACACGGGAAUAAUGUGCACCCAGCUAUCCAGAAAGUCCACCAUUGGGUCACAGUUCCUUGGUUGCCACUGAGUGACGAUAUUUCGAACGAAAGGCAUCCAGACUUCCCAUAUCAGCCUGUGCAAGAAAGGAUGGUUAAAUGCACAGAUUGGUUGCCACGUAUGCAAUGAACAUUGCCACCAACCUUGAAAAUGAGAAUUGGAAAUGGCAAGAGCACGGCAACCCAGCACAGGAAACCGAGAGGCCAGCCCACAUAUCAGCCAGACGUGAGCUUGCAUCUUCCGUGCUGAGCACCCACUUGGCCUUGGGGCCUGUCUCCUUGGUGCCUGCCUCCCUGGCAGGAUUGCUGCUGGGUCACAGGGUCCCCUCCAAGUGUCAUCAUGUGCUUCCCCACCUAGAGCUCUCCCUGCACGGCCGAUGCCACCCACCCUUUGGGUUAUAGCUUGAACGUCACCUCCUGAGAGACCUCUGCCCCCAACACCCCCCACCCAUCCCAGGUGGGCAUCCUUGUCAUUCUUCCCAGCCUGCAGCCCACUUAUCUGUCCACUUGUUUAGUUAGCACCUGCCUUCCCCACCUCCUGGAGACGUGAGAGGCACAUCCCCAAUAGCCACGCAACAAGCCUCAGGUGAACUAGCGAAUGAACGUCAAUUCCCAGAGCGGUGCCAGCCCCACCAGGAGUACCUGUGAAAGGCGUCUGCCGAGAGGUCCUGCCCACCGUGGGACAAGAGCUGGUCAUUCUCCAGGAGGCUUUUCCACUUGGAAAUGAUCUCCGUGCCGUAGGUACAGUCCUGAGGAGAAAACGGCAGCUGAGGUAGCAGGCUGGGGCUGGGCCCUCGCCCUCCAGACCUCCUCUCAAAGCCCAGACCUGCCCCAGACAAGAGGCAGCACAUGAGCCUCCCGCCCAGUCACCUUGAGGGGGUCCCACUCCUUGAAGUAGUCCUUCAUCAGCGGGUAGACGAUGGCCACAGCCAGAUCCACACGGUCGGACAUCCUGUACUCCUCGUAGUACUUGUCCUGCAGGGUCUCGAAGAUGCGGGCACACUCGUCCAGGGUGAGGGGGUCGCUGCAGCCGGGCUGCAGGCGCCGCUCGCACUCCUCCACCAUCUCCAGGACCUUGCUUAGGUUGGAGAUGACCCGCUCUUCGUGCUCCAGCACCUCUGCCAUCUUCUCUAGCUCGUGGGACAGGUUGACCACCAUAUCAUGCUCGUACUGCAGCUGCCGGUCGUUCUGGAUGAUCUCCUGCUCCGUGAGCUCAAUGAGCAGUUGCAGGUUGUGCUCCAGCUCUGGCAGCGCAAAGCCGGGGGCCUUGGCCUCCUUGCCGGGCUGGGGCAGCUGUGACUGCAGUGGGAGCCCGUCAUCUGGGACAUUGUGCUUGUGGCUGAUCUGGCUGUAGCUAUAGUAGACCUUCUGCUCCCGGCCCGUCAUGUCUAUGACCUUGGAGAAGGCGGCAGAGGGGACGCAGGUUAACACUUAGCACUGCUGCCCUACCAGACACACACCUAAGCCCAAGGAAGGUGAGGUGCUGGUGGGAAAGCAUAGAAACCAGGCCAUUCAGCAGACCUGGAGAAGGGCAGUGUUCAUCAAAGUGAGGCCUGGGCUGCGUGACGUCAGAAGGAUGGAACAAUCAGAUGCAACGGGCAGUUCUGGACUAGGUCCCUCAGGACAAACCAGAUGGAAGAGACUUUGUAGGACAACUGCUAAAAUUUGAGUAUGGACAAUUAAGUUGAUGAAAAUAUGUUGCCAGGGAAAAGCACAGGCUGUACGGACCAAAACAGACACCAUAUACCAUUAAAAUGUCAUUUGGGUAAAAAACAUGCAUAUUUAGACAAAAAGA
Messenger RNA from Phacochoerus africanus (Common warthog), 4101 nucleotides. It is a transcript of the gene SRRD, whose product is annotated as SRR1 domain containing. Lineage: Eukaryota; Metazoa; Chordata; Mammalia; Artiodactyla; Suidae. The record is from RefSeq and is a predicted model, not a curated record. Gene Ontology annotation, biological process: microtubule-based process. Bases 134 to 1522 code for a protein of 462 amino acids. Gene Ontology annotation, cellular component: cytoplasm; nucleus. The transcript is spliced from 9 exons.